AUGGCCAAACAAGUCCGCGAACACAAAGCGAAGGGCGAAGUAGCCCUGGAGAUUAAAUGUCGCAUGCUACCUAGUCCAAUUUUAUCUAAAGACGACAAAUUGGUGCACAACCUGUCUUUGAAGGAGCUGACGGAGAAAAAAAUGCGGAUGAUAAUGUAUGAAGCCUUAUUUAACACAGCUGAUGCCAAUUCUGCGAACAUGGUUGCUGCAGUAAAGGCAAUUCACAGCCAAACAGAAGCGAUGAACGAAGCAAAGACGCUUUUACGGCACCAAGUGUCAUCUCUCCUCAGGGCUCAUAGACCACGCAACGCUCUCUCCACAGUCGAAUGUUAA
Messenger RNA from Dibothriocephalus latus, 333 nucleotides. NCBI's taxonomy places the organism in Eukaryota, Metazoa, Platyhelminthes, Cestoda, Diphyllobothriidea, Diphyllobothriidae. The record is from the annotation of a GenBank genome assembly.